Penicillium alfredii is the source of this 522-nucleotide messenger RNA. RefSeq lists its product as uncharacterized. The record is from RefSeq and is a predicted model, not a curated record. Gene Ontology annotation, biological process: endoplasmic reticulum to Golgi vesicle-mediated transport. Gene Ontology annotation, cellular component: cytoplasm; nucleus; TRAPP complex. The coding region runs from base 1 to 522 and encodes 173 amino acids. NCBI's taxonomy places the organism in Eukaryota, Fungi, Ascomycota, Eurotiomycetes, Eurotiales, Aspergillaceae. The transcript has 3 exons.
AUGGCAGGCCCUAAGAUUGCCUGCAUUGGAGUCAUCGGGAAAGCGGAUGCCCCCCUUCACAUUUCCCUGUUCCCCCCGUACUCAGAUUCCAGCAUCGAAUUCUCCUUUCUUCUAAAUUCAUGUCUUGAUAUCUUUGAGAUUCGGGGCAAGCAAACCUCUGUUGAUCAGGAUCUGGGCUUGCUUCACGCAAUUGACGAGAGACUUGCCGCCUAUGGCUGGUUAACUACAACGGGCGUCAAACUGGUGAUCAUUGUGGAUCUGUUCGGGCAAGAGGAAGCUGGAAAACCAACAGGCCCUGCGAUCAGUGGCUUAAGGGACUCCGAGUUAAAACCAGCAUUUCGAGCAUUGCAAAGUGCAUAUAUCCAGCUGCUGCAGAAUCCCUUCUACUCCCCAGAUGACCAUGCCCCUGUCUCUGGAAACACUGCCGCGUCCCCGUCCACCUGCCAGCCCAUUUUUAACCCGAAAUUCAUUGCACAUGUCAAGCGUAUCGGGGAAUCAUGGGCUCCUGGCAAGGUUUCAUAG